AUGAAGAGAAAGAUAGAUUUGGUUGAAGAAGAACACGAGAGUGAACAUGAAGAAAGCGAACGUUCUGGUGAUGAAAGCGAAGAUGAAGAACCAAGAAUAAAAGAUGUUUUGAGUCAUCUUUCCCGAGCAGUGUCGGAAAAGCGUGCUUCUGAAUUACUGCAUAGUAUGGCCGCGUCCAAAGAUAUUCUUUUCUGGACCCCCAGUGGACAAUUACUUCGAAAUAGACGCACUAAUCAAGAACAAAAAGUUGUUAAGUGAUUUAAUAGAAAAGGAAAAAGGCUACCGAAAUGUAGAAAAUAAUUCCGAUAAUGAGAGCAAUAAUGAGGAGAGUUCAUCGGAUAUUGAAAAUCAGGAGGAGGAGGAGGAAGAGGCUUCUGAGAAUGGCGUUGAAGCGGAAGACACCCAAGAGAGCGACAACGACACUGAAAACGACAGUCAGGAAAUAGAAAGUAGUAGCCCUGAAACGUCCACCACCUUUCACUCUAAAAGUCCCUGUGAA
Porites lobata is the source of this 499-nucleotide messenger RNA. The record is from the annotation of a GenBank genome assembly. Lineage: Eukaryota; Metazoa; Cnidaria; Anthozoa; Scleractinia; Poritidae.